GCGGUAUAUUCGCGUGCUCGAGUGGUGGCAUAUUCGCGUGACCGCCGUACUCCACAAUCAACAGUUUCGAUCGAUCGAUGCGAGAUUCGUCCUGCGGUAGAGCCCCACGAGGAUAAGAAGGAAGGACACUUUUUUCUCUUUAAAAGAUCUUUUUUCUACUGAGGAACAGCUAGGCUCUGGGCUCAGGUGGGGGAAGUGAGCGAGAAAUCGGGAGAGUGGGGCGGCUCAUUUAAUCCACUGGAGCGUCUCUCUGACUUGGGUCUUUGCUGGAUUUGCGACCCACGAUGGAUUUUUGGAGCUGUUGGAUUUGAGCUGCUGCUGCUGUCUCGAUCCGUGGCUGCCAGGCUAGAAUCCGCCCCUCUUGGAGAAGCUGUUGUGUCUGGAUGCGAUGGAGAGCGUCAAGGCUGGCGAGAGCUACGACUCCGACGAGUGGAGCAGCAGCCACGGGGAGGAGGAGGAUCACCAGUCUGUUGGAAUCAAGUGCGACAAUGGGUGGGACGAAGAAGAGGCUGAAAAAUCAGAAUGCACGUCCCAGUCUUCGUGGGACGAGGAAGAAGACGAGCAGGACGAGGUGCAGAGCUUCUUGGAAGAGACUCCAGAGUUCCGUGCUAAAGUUCAGUACCAAGUCAGGGUGGUGGCUCUUAUCCCCGGAUUCGAGAACUCGGGUCGCAAGGUCUCUACGUUUCCACACUUUUACAAGCUUCGUUUUGGGAAGAGUUUGCUGGAGAAGACUGGAUUCAGCUCUGCUGAUCUCCUGUGCAAGUCGAUGCCGCACGUAAUCCAGCGACAGGCUCUGGACGAGCACGGCCAAGUUCUGUUGGUGGAAUCGCCCAAGAACACGAGGAUUGUUGCUGGUAUAAGGUCGGGGCUGAGGAGGAUUGUGUUCCACGUACUGAGGCAGUAUCCCAAAGGGGUGAGCGCUGGCAUUCUCGACGAGGAAUGCUCCAAGUUGCUGGCCCGGCCUCUUUCCGUUGUUCUGAGCGAGCUCACAUAUGACACUCCCAACGUAGAGUGCAUGGUGCGAGACAUGGCAGACAUUGCCAGCUUCAGGCAGCUUUCUACUCCAGGAGGAUCAAGAGUCUUUCUGUCGAGCGAGGCUGAAGAUCCCACGCUUACCGACGGGAUUUUAGUCGGCGUUCCCCGGUUGCAUCACUCGAGUAAGUUUCAGCUCUUUGUGUGUUCUGCCAACUUAGCUUUGAAAUGUUUAGGCAAGGAGAAUGGCGAUUCGCAUGUCAAUGAAGCUGUCGCUGAGAUAAACGACAUUUUGCAAGCAAGGUUCAAGAUGAUCGUUUUGCUGGCACUCCAUAGUCGGGGCUUGGAGAUAAACAGGUUGCAAAAGACCUUCGCAGAGCUGUACACAGAAAAUCUCGACUGUAGAGUUCUGGGAUUCAGCCACAUCGAGGAGUUGCUUGGUGCUUGGACGGAUAUCGCGCUCGUGCAAGAAGAGACACGCAAGGUUUUUCUACGUCCGUCAGAGAAGAACAGCCGGCUGCUAAAGACUUUGAGCUCCGGGCUCCGUUUGGCCGUCUUCUCAACGUUGCUGAAAUGCUAUCCUGAUGGUCUGGAGCCGGCACAGGUGGUAAGCCACCUCCAGCAGUCUCAGAUUUUGGAAGCGUAUGGAGAAGAGCUGGAGCUGCAUCAGUUUUGUUUUGUGGUCGACGACAUGAUGGACUUCAUUAGAUUUGGCUCUCGGGAGGACGGGACUCUCGUUCUCAAGCUCAGAGAUUCCAGCUUCCCUGUGGUGGAACUUCCAGAGUGCAGCCAAGCCGAUGACGAGAUUGCAAAGCUUUGCUUGGAAGGAGAGGAGAGCGCCGCCAGUCCUAAGGUGGUGCAACUUGCGGCCUUGUACCCUCCAGUGGUGGAAGUGGAAAAUGACGACGAUAAUGGUGACGGGGAAAUGGAGACUAGCGGUGAAGCUCUGGAGCAGCAGCUUCGACUCAUUCUCGGAUCCCCAGCUCACGCCGAAAGCGGUUUGCUGUUACCAGAUCUCGUCUCAGUCUACAAGGAAAGAAGCGGACGAUCUCUCAACGCAACUCAGGUGAAGAGCUUCGCCUCUAGAACGCCGGGCCUGCUGCGGAUGAGCAACGAUCGCGUGUGGCUCAUCGACAGCCCGAGAAACUCGAGGAUCGUGUGGGUGACAAGAGCAGGAUUAAGGCAGGUUCUCUACUGGGCGCUGGUGAAGAAUCCCGGUGGCGUUUGGAGCGAGCUGCUGGAAGGCUGGUUCACGGAUUUCACAGGCUACAGUCUGGAAGCUAUUCUUCGCAGGCACGGGUACCGAGCGUCCAGCAAAGAGCCACUUCUGCCGGUUUGCGAGUUCCUGCACGACAUGGGCGAUCUUUGCAAGGGCCACAGCAACAGGACGGUGGAGUUUUUCACCCUGGCUGGCGGACGUGUGGAGGAUCCGGUGGAGAGCGAUAGCAGGUUCUUGGGAUUGAGCUCCGGAGAGAUCGAGUACAAUCCAGUGAAGCUGUGCUUGGAGCUUGACAAGGCGGUGCGUGGCCGACUUGGUGCCGGAGAGAAAGAGGAAGACGGACAACACAGCGAGAUUUCCAUGGAGCAAGAGCCAUUCCCGGAAGAAAGCGAAGAAGAAGAAGAGGAAGAAGAAGAGGCGGAGGAGAAGAGUAAUGGGUAUGAUCCUCCCAAGGCUUACGCAACGCCUCUUGUUGUGCCAUCGUAGCAGCCACAUUGGGAGUUUUCUCUUCUGGUUCUGUGGAUAUCUUCUGUCAAGCGAUGGAAGAUGUUCAUCGCAAGCGCCUAAAAAAUAAUCACUUACCAAGUGAAAGAACUCUAAAUGCUGCAAUGGCUACGACGCUUUCUAUGGACGCCAAGGCUCGUGUUCCACUUACAAGUAUUUUUUUAUCGAUGGAGUUCUAUGAUCUCUUUCAACUCUACACAUGCGUUUAUAUAGAAUACGAGAGAAGCAAAUCCAAAAGAUGAGGAAGCGCGUGGAGGAGGUGCAAAUUGGUAUGAGUAUCACGUAAUCAUUAAAAUAUGUAAUUCUAGUGGUUAUGCCACUGCAGUAA
Selaginella moellendorffii is the source of this 3023-nucleotide messenger RNA. RefSeq lists its product as uncharacterized. Lineage: Eukaryota; Viridiplantae; Streptophyta; Lycopodiopsida; Selaginellales; Selaginellaceae. The record is from RefSeq and is a predicted model, not a curated record. The coding region runs from base 389 to 2677 and encodes 762 amino acids. The transcript has 4 exons.